Labrus mixtus (cuckoo wrasse) is the source of this 3848-nucleotide messenger RNA. RefSeq names its product dual-specificity tyrosine-(Y)-phosphorylation regulated kinase 4 (gene dyrk4). Gene Ontology annotation, cellular component: nucleus. Gene Ontology annotation, molecular function: protein serine/threonine kinase activity; ATP binding; protein serine/threonine/tyrosine kinase activity. The coding region runs from base 458 to 2428 and encodes 656 amino acids. The transcript is spliced from 14 exons. The record is from RefSeq and is a predicted model, not a curated record. Gene Ontology annotation, biological process: peptidyl-threonine phosphorylation; peptidyl-serine phosphorylation. Lineage: Eukaryota; Metazoa; Chordata; Actinopteri; Labriformes; Labridae.
GGAGCAGAGAAAAAGAGUUAGGAGGAACCUGAAGAUAAAGAGUGACGAAGACGCACUGAGAUCUCAAGCAAAGAUGUGAGAAUAUGAUGCAGACGAGUGCAGAGUGUAGGGGAGAGAGGUGACAAACUUUGUGAAGAUCUGAUUUUUAAUUUGUACACAUCUGAAGAUGACAAUGAAAAGUCUCUGUAUGUAAACUUCAUGGCAUCAAAGCUCUGUUAACUUCAAGAAUCGUCUUUUGGCACAAUGGAGUCGAGGAGCAACGUCCUGAUACAGAUCCUAAUCAAUAAGUUGGAGGAAAUGCAGCCCUGCUAUCGUUGUCACCAUCCUUAACUUCGAUCUAGAGCGUGUCCAUCUGAUCUCUGACUUGCUGGUAAACUGCCUGGCUCUGGUUGGAAAUGAUGUCUAGAAGCUGAGUUGGACUUCAGGUGUUGUCCUGGCAGCAUGGGGGAGGUGUGCUAUGUGGGAAGACGGGACUUCACCUGCCUGUUGUGCUUUUAGCCUCUUUCAGGGCUGCUGCUGCUGGGGCCGGAACAGGAGGGUCCAACCCGAGACAUCACGACCAGAGGCUUUCCCUCACCCUCACAGACUCCAAUCAGAAGGCAACCGUCUUGGAACGAACCGACCCUGCUCACAGAAGUUUGUACCUGGUGUCGGGACCUUACCUCAGCUAGAACCACCGGUGGUGCAGGUGGUGGUCAGCAAUGCUAAAAACCAACACCAGCAGUCAGACAACAUCCUGCCCCAGAUUGCCAUUAAAGGGGGUCAGAACAACUUUCAGACACACUCGGAUGAGAGGCCGAAGCCCACCCAGCCUUUCAGCAUGCGCUUUGGUUCAACGAUGGACAAAGUUUCAGUCCCUCGCAACAGCAAGAUAAUCAGCAACAAGCUGGAGAAGGAGAGGUCGUACGAGGGCCAAAGGUUACCGAUGUCCCCCACGGAGGCACUGAAGAACUUCCAAGAUCGGCUGACGGAGUUUGAGCAGGAGGAAAUCAUGGACUACUCUGAGAUCUGGUUCCUGGGUCUGGGCUCUCAGAAGAUCGAGGGCUCCCAGGGUUCAGGGCAGAACUCAGGAUAUGAUGACGAGCAUGGGAGCUACAUCAGGGUGCUGCAUGACCACAUUGCCUACAGGUUUGAAGUGCUGGAAGUGAUCGGGAAAGGCUCCUUUGGGCAGGUCCUGAAAUGUCUCGACCACAAGACUAAUGAACUUGUAGCCAUUAAGAUGAUACGCAACAAGAAAAGGUUUCAUCACCAGGCUCUGGUCGAGCUGAAGAUCCUGGACGUGAUAAAGAGGAAAGACAAAGACAACCUCCACAACGUCAUCCACAUGAAGGAGUACUUCUACUUCAGGAAUCAUCUUUGCAUCUCCUUCGAGCUCCUCGGGGUGAACCUUUACGAGCUCAUUAAAAAAAACAACUUCCAGGGCUUCAGUCUGGCUCUCAUCCGUCGGUUCACUCAUGCCCUCCUGAGGUGCCUGCAGAUGCUGCACAGGGAGAAGAUCAUCCACUGUGACCUCAAACCGGAGAACAUCCUUCUGUCUCAGAGAGGCCCGGGGAACAUCAAGGUGGUUGACUUUGGAUCCAGCUGCUAUGAACAACAAAGAGUGUACACCUACAUCCAGAGUCGCUUCUACCGCUCUCCAGAGGUCAUCCUGGGUCACAACUACAGCAUGGCCAUUGACAUGUGGAGUCUGGGGUGCAUCCUUGCUGAGCUCUAUACGGGCUAUCCUCUCUUCCCCGGAGAGAGCGAAGUGGAGCAGAUAGCUUGCAUAAUGGAGGUUCUUGGGAUGCCUCCAAAUGAUUUUGUCCAGUCUGCAUCGAGGAGGAGGCUGUUCUUUGACUCUAAAGGAAACCCCCGGAACAUCACAAACAGCAAAGGGAAGAAGAGGAGACCCAACUCGAAGGAGCUGUCAGCUGUGUUAAAAACCAAUGAUGCUCUGUUCUUAGACUUCAUCGAACGCUGCCUCAGCUGGGAUCCAACCAAGCGCAUGACUCCUGAUGAGGGGCUGCAGCACGAGUGGAUCCUGGAGGGAAAUUUCAACAAAGUCCGGCCGAGAACGAGGCCGUUGGUGAAGAAGUCUUCAGACAGUUCGACCAACACAGAAAACAGCAGCGAGCACAGUUUACGCAGACAGUCUAACAGCAAGCCCGGAGAGAAGGUCAGCUCCGACAGCAGCACUAAUGACAAGCUCAUCAAGAGAGACAGUUCAUCGAGUGGAACAAAGAUGGCCCCCGCCGAGCGUCUUCGGCCCAUCGGGGCCUCGGCGGAGGAGGAAGUGUGUGAGAGUGAGGGUAAACUCUCCACAGGAAGCGAGCCACAAGAGGGAGGAGGAGAGAGGCCGGUACACAUCAUCAUCAAACCUCAGGAGGAAUCAGGCCCGGAGGGAAAAGAGAGUCAGGAACCGUCUCAGUGUUUACCACCUAUCAUCUAACAGGGACAGAGACCAUGCUGCAUUCAUGACAAAUGGGAAAUGGAGUUACUCAGACUCAGUUAUCCUCUUCUCACCUGUGAGCAACUGAGUUGAGAACAUUUAGUUUGGGCCUGCUCACACUCUAAUUUCUUUGCCACAAACAUGGCGGCUCUGUGGCGUCACAAAAUCACAGAACAACAUGUUGGAGAUGUCAGGCCUGAGUCUUGAGCUUUCAUGUUGUAAAUCCGCUCCAGUGAAUGUUUUCUCCACGCUGAGGAGGAAAUCUUCUGUUUAUUGUUUUAAGUGAUUUGUAUAUGACAGAGAAGUAAAUCAAGCAGUUAUUACAUGUUUAGUAGAAAUGUGAAGACGCAUUUGCAGGCAGGUAUUUGAUUAAACGUGUCAGACUUGGAGACAUCACACCAUCUUCAUCAGGAGAAUGCACAUUUUGAGUGGAGAUCAAACAGCUUAAAAAAAAACCUCAGGCUUUUAGCUUUCAGUGUCUCCUAUGUUAUGUAUGGAACCCAAUCUUUGCUGUGCAUUGACAUCUUUAAAACAGGUUUGAGUUUGAACACUUAACCUUUUUUUCAGUCUCCAUAUUUAAAAAAGUGCAUGUGCUGAUAAACUCGUAGUUUUUGCUUUAACACCUUUUUUUCUUUUAGACAUUUUAGCGUUAUUUAAAUCAUGGUGAUGAUGAUAAGAACAAUCGUGUGCAAUAAAGGCUGAGCCAAAAAAUGUUUUUUUUAAGUUAACAAAUUGAUUGUCGUUGUUUUUAAGCGUAGAACGUAGUUGGUGAGAUGUUGAUUAUAAGUGAUUUCACUUGUUUAUUAUGAAAUGUGUUUCAUAUCCGUUGAUUAAUUUAAUUCACCACACGUCACAUGUGAGUUUGUAAUACCAUCGGUUGUACAUAUUCCUGCUCUGUUUUCCAAUGUUUGUGUAAUUCAAAACAUACUUUAAGAAAACAUUUCAGAUCUUUGUGGAGAGGUUAGACAAGGUUUUACUUGUUGUGAUGUUUCUCUAUGACAACAUUUUGUAUGUCUGUGUUAUUCAUAUUAUUUUUGUAUUAGAAACAACAAGACAAUCCUGAUAUUGAUAGUUUGUGCCUUGCAGUAUUAGAAAAGUUGCACUUUACUAUCACGUGCAUACACUCGGAUUAGAAACUGUUGGAUUCCCAUGGUUCAGACUUUCCUACCACAGGAUCCAUUUAUUGGACAGAAUCCUCUGAUGUUAUGAAACAAAAUCAAAUGUUUUAUUAUCGAUCCUCUUUUUACUGUUGAUUAAUGUCUGUAUAGUCGCCAACAGAAGAUAGACCGCUGCCCCUCGCUAUCUGUUAGCGUAGCUUCCAGAGACGCAGAGAGGGCGGAUUGUAGCUGUCAUGAGAAAAGUGCAAAUGUAUUUUUAUGUUUCUUUUAAUUAAAUAAAAAGUUGUUUCAAAGAAAUCAAA